Messenger RNA from Enhydra lutris kenyoni (northern sea otter), 1466 nucleotides. RefSeq names its product G protein subunit gamma transducin 2. The record is from RefSeq and is a predicted model, not a curated record. Bases 80 to 289 code for a protein of 69 amino acids. Gene Ontology annotation, biological process: G protein-coupled receptor signaling pathway. Lineage: Eukaryota; Metazoa; Chordata; Mammalia; Carnivora; Mustelidae. Gene Ontology annotation, cellular component: heterotrimeric G-protein complex. Gene Ontology annotation, molecular function: G-protein beta-subunit binding. The transcript has 3 exons.
CAUCAUCUUGCCUGAGUCGGGGACCAGUGACUUGAAGUGCAAACUCUUUCUUGGCAGAAGCAGGUCUCUCUGGAGCCGGAUGGCCCAGGAGCUCAGCGAGAAGGAGCUCCUGAAGAUGGAGGUAGAACAGCUGAGGAAGGAAGUCAAGAACCCAAGGAGUCUGAUUUCCAAGACGGGAAAGGAAAUCAAGGAUUACGUGGAGGCUGAAGCAGGAAACGACCCUCUCCUCAAAGGCAUCCCUGAGGACAAGAAUCCCUUCAAGGAGAAAGGUGGCUGCACCCUAAGCUGAGGCCCCUGGAGGCCGCUCCACCCCGACCGUCUGUCCCUGCUCAACCCCGCUCUUCCCCAGGAACCCAGGGUCCCAGGGGUGGGGGGACACUCUCCACCCUCUCUCGGCCACAGCAGGAGGAGACCCCCAGCCCAUGCACUGGGGAGCCUUGCCCCACUCCUGCCCUUAGCUCUCCACCCCCACACCUGGGUCACUGCGGGCUCCCCUUGGAGGCUCUCGAGGACAGCUACUCUGGCUCAGCAGUCGUGGCACAUUCCAUGGUGGGGUGCGAAGAGCCCGCCACGCCCUGGGACCCCAGACAGCAUCCUUAGAGACGCUGACCCCUCCCUAUAGUCCUCCCGUCUUUCCCGCCACUCUCUUCCUAGGAACCAGCAUUCCUAUUCAUAGUCGUUUGGUGGAGGGCCAGAGUCGGGGGGCCCUUCUUCCCCAUCUUAUGUCUAACCCUGUGGUCUUCUUCCUAGUCACUUAGAUCGCCCCAGAGGGCCUGAGGACAAAAAGAGUUUGUGACGUCAUGAGGUCACAAAUGUUUUAAUGUUUUAUUUAAUGUUGUGGGGUGUCUGUUCCGUGCUGGGCACUGGGGAGGGCAGAGUAGCAGUGCUGACACGGCGGGAACAGAGUUGGCAGUGAGGUCAGUAAGCGCUUCUGUGCAGAAAGGACCAUCAGUGGCGUGGGCCACACGGCAGACAGACACCCAGGGCCAUGGGCAAGGUCCGAGGGAACUGUUGCAGGCCAGCGGGCCGUGGGGAGGAACGGGGCACACAGAGGCCCAAGAGGGAGAUGCGCGAAGCCUUAAAGGACCCCCGUGAACUCAGUUAAGAACUGAGUUCUCCACCUGCUGCGACAGGCAUGAAGCGGCCAAGGGACAGGAUUUGAUGAGCAGGAGGGAGGCUGGCUCCUGGCUAAGGAGGACACGGAUUCCUGGGCCUUGUCAGCAAGGAGAUUAUAGUCUUAUGGAACCACAGAAGUGAUGAGGACGCAGAAGGCAAGGGCAAGCUGAGAACAGGGCAUAAGCUGACACCCCGUAACCCCGCACCGCCCUCCCCCAGGUGGGAUCUGUGUGACAUUCCCGCUGCCCUAAAGCAAAGGAAAGGAAAAACAAAUAGUUACCUUCUUAGGGAUCACAGCCCUGCAAGAUAGGAGUCUCCCUUGGUUUACAAAUAUCUUAGCGAUUUACCAG